Messenger RNA from Hordeum vulgare subsp. vulgare (domesticated barley), 1734 nucleotides. Its product is annotated as mRNA cap guanine-N7 methyltransferase 2. The record is from RefSeq and is a predicted model, not a curated record. The coding region runs from base 320 to 1330 and encodes 336 amino acids. Lineage: Eukaryota; Viridiplantae; Streptophyta; Magnoliopsida; Poales; Poaceae. Gene Ontology annotation, biological process: 7-methylguanosine mRNA capping. Gene Ontology annotation, cellular component: nucleus. The transcript is spliced from 12 exons. Gene Ontology annotation, molecular function: mRNA 5'-cap (guanine-N7-)-methyltransferase activity.
UUGGCCCAGUUACGAGAAUCAUAUCGAGAGCGUCGUCUUCAGCAGCACCCCGCCGUUCUUGCGCGCCGCCGGAGCUUCUAUACGCGCCGCCGGAGAGCCCGGGGACGUACCCCAGGUGAGGGUACGGUAAAUCCGCCACCCAAAGCCCCUCCCCAGGGUUUCUCUACAACGUCCCACACCGGCGCGGCACCUUAGGCGCUCCGCCGUGCCCUACCUCUCCGCAUCGCCGCCAUCGCCGUUUCCGUUCAACCCCACCGCGUCCCUCUUGUCUCCGCUGUUUUCUUGAUUGGUUUCUAAUAAGCUGCAGCAGAGACAGUGCAUGGCGGCGGCACCACAUCACCUGCUCUAUGAAUUCGCCAAGGCUGCACUUAUCAAGAUAUUUGCAUUUCCUUAUGCCACGGUCUGCGACAUGUACUGCAACGGCGGCGCUGAUACAGAAAAGUGGGCUGAUGCGCAAGCUGGUCACUACAUAGGAAUUGACGCUUCUGCGUCGGCUGUCAGCAGUGAUGCCCGUGAACUAUGGGAGACCAAAUGGAAACCUUUCACCACUGAAUUCAUCGAGUUGAAUCCUUCUGCUGAUGACUUUGAAGCUCAAUUGCAAGAAAAGGGCAUCCAAGCGGAUAUAGUUUGCUGCAUGCAGAAUUUACAGUUAUGCUUUGAAAGUGAGGAGCACGCAAAGAAGCUUCUCAAUAACGUAUCAUCCUUGCUCAAACCUGGAGGAUAUUUCAUUGGCAUAAUUCCUGAUUCAUCUACAUUAUGGACGAAAUAUCAAAAGAAUGUUGAGGCUUCACAUAAUAAGGGUCUGAAGGUUGUUCCAAAUAGCAUCCGCUCUGAGAACUAUACAAUUACCUUCGAAGUCGAGGAAGAAAAGUUUCCUUUCUUCGGAAAGAAGUACCAACUUAAAUUUGCAAAUGAAGCAAUGUUUGAAAAUCAUUGCCUGGUCCACUUUCCCAGCCUUAUGAGAUUAGCAAGGGAGGCUGGACUUGAAUAUGUGGAGAUUCAGAAUUUAACUGAGUUUUAUGAUGACAACAGAACACAGUUUGCUCCAAUGCUUGGUAGUUGUGGUGCUAGCUUGGUUGAUCCUCGUGGGAAGCUCGUUGCUCGUUCCUAUGAUAUAUUAGGGUUGUAUUCAACUUUUGUAUUCCAGAAGCCUGACCCAGAUGCAAUACCACCUGUUGUUACACCUGACCCAGAUGAAGAGCAGGAGCGGCUCUGGAGGCAGCAGGCAGCAAUGGAUGAUUUGAGGCGCCCACAGGCAGAGGUGACUCCAAUUGACCCUGAUCAGAAAGGGAUCCUGGGCCCAGGACCUGCAGAUAUGAGGCUUAAUUAGUUUGCCAGAAAAUUCAGAUGUAGAUAUAGACUUGGGGGAAUUGUGCUCCCUCAGCUGAUGGUGCAUGGUCAUGCUGUGACAUCCCCUGUGUCACCUAAGUUGAUCUGAAGCUCUUGUCAAAAAGGGAAGGAAAAAGGUUGAUCUGAAGCACACGCACGUGGUUGAUGCGAGUUUUGGGCAUUCGUUGAAUUCCACCAGGCCAAUUUCCAUGCGUGCUGUCAUCACCAGUAGUGCAAUUUCAAGCCAUGUUGCAUUAGGUCUUAGUAGAAGGUAUUUUUUGUAUGUAGAUGUACACUUAAUUUUCGUGCUUUGUCUAACACGACUUGUUAAAAUUUUGUGGUAGUGUGACUGUGAAAGACUUUUUUUAUUUGAAACAGAGGCAAAAGCUUUGCUUUUUUCACUAA